CCCGUGCUCGUAGUUAUUCAGAUUUUAGAUUUUAAAAAUAAAAUAUCAUAUUUUAAUGUAUUUUUCAGAAACAGUCUUAUAAGAAGUUUAGAUAAUAGUUUUGCAUAAUAAAAAAUAUUAAGUCAUGUUUAAACAAUAGCUGUGUAUUCAAAUUAUUUUUUUGUUCUACGUCGGGGUUAUUAUCCAUAAAUAAAAUAAUAAUAAAUAUUAAAAUGCAAAGUAGAAACGAUUCACUUUCGGUCCUUGGCCCCACAAUUAGCGGGUCUCCAGCAGUACUACUAACACCAGGAAGAACGAGAAAUAUCGCUCAAGAUAUGGAAGCUCUAAGGUUAUCAAGGCAAGAUAACCCGUAUUUACAGCAGGUUAUGGCAAGCAGAGAGAGUCUAAUAGAAAGUCAUCAUGAUGAAUGUGAAUCAGAUGAUACUAUUUUAAUGUCACAGGAAUUUGGUAGUGCACCUCUUGAGUUUGUAGAAGAUGAUCCUCUGACACUGAAAGAGGUUCAUGAACAUAUGAUAAGAUCACCACCGCCUACCAGCUGUUGGCCACAAGAUAAUCUGUCUAACCGAGCGUCCAGUGCAUUUGAUUUCGGAGCGGACAGUCCAGUCUCAUAUAGUGCUUAUUCAGUCAAUUCUCAGGAAAAGGAGCUUCUUGGAUCCAGAUCUCCUCGUCGUGGCACCCGGUGUGAUGAGACGAAAAACAAUAAUACCAGUAGACCUCGGUCUUCUAGAUCUGUAUCACCGCGAGCUCAUGAUAUGACGCUUAGUGGAAGACCACUGUCGUUACCAGGUGAAACCCAUCUGCGUACAGCAUUAAAUAAGAAGCAGAGUCAGCAAGAUAGAUUUUCGAUUCUCCAACCACGCCCUAUUCGGAGACCUCACGCCAAACGAUCAGAUGACAGUGUCCAACUGGUGCCGGACUGCGAUAAGUAACUCCUUACCAAAUUGUAACAUAUUGAACAUUGAAAUAAAAUAGCAAUUCGCAAAUAAGUUUACGGAGUUUUUGCCGGUUUUAAUGGAAAACCGCUUUUUGGAAUGCUAAGCGGAUGCUUAGAAAAUCGCUUCCACAUUAAAGUAAAGUUUUAGUUCGUAAUACGAUAUUAAUAUUUUAUUUUAAUAUGUAAUAGUAUUGGAAUUUGGCAAAAACAUACUAACGGGUCCUGAUGUAGUAGCUUAUAUUAUUUUACAAUUAGCAAGAUUGUUUUUUUUAAAUCUUAAUGGUGGAAAAAUCCCAGUAUUUUAAAUUAUUUAUAAAUGCUGUUUUGUUUCAAUAUUUGUAUGUUGGCAAUGUAUUUCUUAAAUGUGGAUGUUUGUCAUACAUGUGAAGUGUUUACAAAUUGACUCAAUGUUUUGACGGUAAGCAUUGUUAAGAUUCCUGUCAUUUGUCAAUUUGACAGUUGACAGAUUAAAAUGUGUGUGCAGAUAGAUUUCUAAUCUAUAAUUUUUUUGUUAAGGUUUUUAGUUAUAUCCCUACAUUCUUGCUGGACAAGAAUUUUCCAAUAUCAUUUUCUAAGUGUAGCAAUUCACAAAAACUUACAAUAUAAUUUACGUAUUAUCAAUAGGAUUGUAUUGGUACUUAACCAACCAAUCCAAAAUAAACAGACUUUUCCAAUGUAGAAUAAAAGUUUACGUCGAUCGAAAUUUAGGAAGGCAUAAUUAUUAUAAGUAGUUACAUUUAAUAUUGCUCAUUUAUAUUUGUUUGGAGCUCUUUGAAAUUUAAACAAGUUUAAUAUAAUGUUCAAGUGGAAUUUAGAAAUGCCUAAAUUCGUUAUCUUUUAGACAAAAUAAAAAAAAAUCAAUGUAAGGGACAUUAGGGAUUCUAUGAAUUUUUCAAUUAAAACGUAGGACAAUUUAGAUUUAAAACCUAUGUGUCUUAGAAACGCACAGUAAUUGGUAGUUUUAAAAGGUUUUAGGAAAAAUUGUAUUUAGAGCCAUGAGCUUGGCUAAGAUUUAUUCAUAAACGAAAGGAACCUCAGAUAGUUAUUUAAUGUGGGAAACGUGAUAAGGCAUUAUUUAACUAAUUAAGGUUUAUAGUACGUUUAUGAAUAAGACUAUUUAAAUAUAUGAAAUGAGCAUUCGUGUAAAACAUUCAGGGAGAAACUCAGGUGAUCAGGCCAUUUGUUGAAUGACACCGUUUAGUAAAAAAAUAAAAAGCUAUUUAGCUGUGACAUUUAUAUUAGUAAACUUUUAAAAAUAGGUAUAAUAGAUUUGUUCACUUGUUCACAUAUAAACCAUGGAGUUUUUAAACACAAAUGCGUUUUACCCCAAAAUAUGAGUUCAAUAGUAGUGGCUAUAAGCAAAGUAUAUUGUCUAUGAAACGUCACUUAAUUUAACGUCACAGCUUAACCGUCAAAUGGGUCAAUUGUUGAGAUUUUAAAAUUUCAGAUAAUUAGUGUCCACUUACACUAAUUUUUAUUUUUAAUUCUGUUUGAUAUUGGCUUUAAACAUUUAUAAUUUCAAGAAACCGCCAAAACGCGCUUCUCAAGGCAAGAUGAGGUCGCAUUCUACGAGCUCGUAAAUAAAAGUGAAAUUUUUGGCUACAUUCUUGCUGGACAAGAAUUUUCCAAUUUCAUUUGCUAAGUGUAGCAUAUCACAAAUACAAUAUAAUAUACGUAUAAUCAAUAGGAUUUUAUUGGUAUUUAACACAAGAAUCCAAAACAUUUACACAUUACCUAAGUCAUAAAGUCCAAGUUAGCAAUAGGAUGCCACUGUCAAAUAAAUUAUUUACGUCAUAAAUUCAACUAAUUUGUGAUUGUUUUGUGUAAAGUGACAGAUAUUUUUUUUAUAAAUCAAUGAAUUGUGAAAUAGCCUCGAAUUUGUGUGUGGUGUGUUGUUUAACGGAAAUUAGAAUCACUCUUUAUAACACCUGAAAAAGAGCAAUGGAGUUAUAGUAUUUAAUUGAUGUAACAGACUAUUUAUAGUCUGUUAUAUCAAUGGAUAUUCCAAAGUAUGCAUUCUAUGUCGGUGAUUAGAGAAUUCUCUAUCUAUUUUAUGAAAAGCUUUGUCGUUUACCCCUUUUCAUUUGUAUAUAAUCUAUGUACGUUAUAGGUACUAAAUUCUACUUUAUGUUAAGUCCUCAUAAUAUUUAUAUUGUUGUAUAUUUUUGACAUUAUUUCUAUCCUCAUGUAGUGUAAAUAUAAGCUCCGAAUAUGAUAAUUCGUUAAGUAGAUAUUAAUAACUUUUUGGUAUAUGUAAUAAAACAUUUAUAUAAAUAAUGUUUCCCCAAAACAUUGACUUCUCGUACUGUGAAUUUUUUUCGCCCUAUUAAAUUUGUUUCUGUUCUUUAUAAGUAACAAUAUAUAUAUGCUCUGUAUUACCCGUUUUAAUAUUUAUAACUCACAAUAGAUACGGAUAAGGUAAACAGUACACGGUUAUUUAGUACAUAAGGUUUUAUGAUGUUCAGACUAUUUGAUGAGAAAAAAUUGGCUUUGAAUUCCCUAGAAUAACUAACAAAAAGGAAAUUGUAAUGAAUUAUUGAAUAAGAAAAUGAAUUUAGUCUGAACAAUGAGUGUUUACCCGCUGCUAACGAAAGGUUUUUAAGGAAUUACUGAAAUAAGUAUUUCUACUUAAAGUACGUACUCGUGUACGCGUAUACAACGCGUAAACUUUAGAGUUUUUCCGGUUUGGCGUUGUUUAUGGCCAUUUUAUUGAAUAAUAUGCACGAUCUGUGCUCUGCUAUGAGCUGAAGAAACAAAGAUGUAGCGGCGGGCAAGAGACUCUUAACAGCUAAGAAAUAAUUAAGUUAAUUAAUAAGUCACUAUCUGGUGCCAUUGUAACAUUCAUUUAAGCUAUUGUUAACCUGUUUUCCUUGUUUCUAGUAUGUUUCCAUUAUGCUGCGAUAUUAAUUUUAACGCUAAGUUUUCGGGACAGUCGCAGGUCGAUGUCCAAUAAGUAAGCAACAAUAAAAAAAGUUGAAAUUA
Molecule: messenger RNA, 3916 nt
Organism: Pieris rapae (cabbage white)
Lineage: Eukaryota; Metazoa; Arthropoda; Insecta; Lepidoptera; Pieridae
Exons: 7
Coding region: 213-929 (238 amino acids)
Source: RefSeq, a predicted model, not a curated record